Aureobasidium pullulans EXF-150 is the source of this 1135-nucleotide messenger RNA. RefSeq lists its product as uncharacterized. The transcript has 2 exons. The record is from RefSeq and is a predicted model, not a curated record. Bases 284 to 922 code for a protein of 212 amino acids. NCBI's taxonomy places the organism in Eukaryota, Fungi, Ascomycota, Dothideomycetes, Dothideales, Saccotheciaceae.
AGGUGACUGCGCAAGUUCGACUUCUGACGAAUGUCAACUUGCUCACGGUAAAUCUGGCCAGCUGACAUACAUUAUACCGCUGGAUUUUGCUGUGCAAAGGAUCGUAUAAAUCACCGUAUCCAAUAUUGAUGAACACGUCAGCGCGCCAAGGGCUCUUCCGCGCUUUCCAUUCGCCAUCUGACCCUCUCCAUAUAUAGGCACUCACUCGUCAGCUUGAUACACUUCGAACACUUUCAUCGUACCUACCCAUCGAAGCUUACCACUCAUCUACACCAUCAACAUCAUGUCAGACCCUUACGGAUAUCAAAACCAGAACCAAGGCCAAUACGGCUACCAACCCCCACAGCAAGGAUAUGGAGGCUACCAGCAAGGCGGCUACCAGCAAGGACCUCCUCCACCUCAAUACGGCAACAACCAGUAUGGCGACAACCAAUACAACCAGCAGUAUGGUGCUCCAGCCCACGGUGGAUUCCAGCACGGCCAGUAUGGCGAGUCGCAGUACGGUGGACCUGCCCCGCCUCAGCACCAAGCAUACGGUCAAUACCCUCAGAGCGACCCAUCUCACCAGUUCCCUCAACAAGGAGCCUACAACCAGAACCCCCCACCUCAAGAUCCCAACAACCCUUACGCAGCUCAGCAACAUAACCAAUAUGGCCCCACCGACCCAGCUGCAGGCCAAGAGGGCGAUCGCGGUCUUAUGGGUGCGGUAGCCGGGGGACUCGGCGGUGGUCUGCUUGGACACAAGGCCGGUCACGGCAUCAUCGGUACUCUUGCCGGCGCCUUCAUGGGUAGCAAAGCUGAGGACAAGCUCAAGGAAAGCCGCCAUGAGAAGCAGUACGAGCAACAGUACCAGCAAGGCGGCUACGGUCAACAAGGCCAGCACCACGGUCACCACAACUCGCACCACAACCAGAAGUGGUAGAGACACCUUAACGGCCUGUAACUAUUUGAUUUUCCUAAUGAUCGCUUUUGGAGUUUUUGGCUAGGAGGUUACGCCAUGUGGGGGAUCUGCUUUUGGGAUAUCAAACUCGGCCGAGUAUGUGGUGAUGGUCACUGCGGCACGGAGUAGUUCUCUUUCCUUGCACUGAUCCUCACCUUUGCGACUCAAGCAAUAUGAAUUACUAUUCUUAAUCUG